Messenger RNA from Racocetra fulgida, 1108 nucleotides. NCBI's taxonomy places the organism in Eukaryota, Fungi, Glomeromycota, Glomeromycetes, Diversisporales, Gigasporaceae. The record is from the annotation of a GenBank genome assembly.
AUGACAAACUUUGUACAAACAAUUAAAGACAAAGAAAUAGUAAAGAAAGCCAAUAUCCGAGGAAAGAUUAAGGGCAUUAUUUAUUUUGAUCAAUCGAAUCAAAAAUAUGUCCUGAUUAUUAAUAAAGUUUCUGAUUUAUAUGCUAUCAGACUAAUUAAAUAUGAGAUCGGGAUUACAUUAGAAAUUACGAUAAAUGCAGUCAAAAGAUAUCCUAACUUGAUGGAAUUUUAUUCAACAAAAGAGGAUGCUUAUGAAGAGGUUAAAGAAAUUCAGGAGAAUCCAGAACUGAUAAAUCAGUGUAUUUAUGAGAUUGAAACGUAUGAAGAUGAAACCGAAAAUAAUAUACUACUUAUAGGCGUAGCUGGUAGUGGUAAAUCUACUCUAGCCAAUGUAAUUAGUAAUACUAACAAUUGUGAUGAAAGUGAAGGAUCAGUUAGCAAAUCUCAACAUUUUAAAAUCAUAGACUUUGAGUGGAAUGAAACUAAAUAUCGAGUAGUCGAUACUGUUGGAACGGGAGAUAUAAACUUAACAAGAAAUGAGGUUUUAUAUAAAAUGGGAGAAGCAAUUCAUUUAAUGAAAAAAGGGAUAAAGCAGAUAUUUGUGGUAAUAAAAUCAAGAUUUACUAAUGAAGCAAUAGAACCUUUUGACUAUAUCCAAAAGAUUUUUAAGAACGUUGAUCAACAUAUUACUAUUAUUAGAACUGGGUUUGAAAAUUUUGAAGACAUGGAAGCAUGCGAAAAAGACAAAAAUGAUUUAAGAAAUUCCAAUAAAAAACUUGCUAGCAUAGUAAAUCAAUAUAAUAUCAUUUAUGUUAAUAAUCCUCCAGAGAGUAAAAGAAGACAAGUUCGAGAGAAGUCUCGAAGAAUAAUAAUGUCAUAUUUAGAGUCUUGUCAAGGAAAUUACAAAAUGGAAAAUUGGGAUAAUGUAUGUGUUAGAAUCAAUGAUUUAAUGAAUGCCAAAAAAUGGGGAGAUAAGAAUAAAUUUGAAAAGGCUGCAAAUAGGAUGAAAAAAGAAAUCAUUUCUGAAAUGGACAAACAAGUAGGGAACCAAUUAAACCAAUCAAUAAGACAGAUCAUUCAGGAAGAAUCGGCAAAUACUCCAGUUUUAA